GCAACAAAUCUAACGACUACCCUCACAAUCACUUUCCCAUCGAGCAAGAUGUUUAAGAUAUUCGUUCUGGCAACCCUCCUGACGGCAUCCAAUGCCUACCUGAAUCAUGGACCCUCGCCAUUGAACCACCCCAAUUAUGGACCAUACCACGGAGGUUACUCAGUUGCUGAACCCGGAUCAGCUUAUCAGCCCAACUAUUUGUCACAAUACAGACCUCAUGGACCAAUUCCAGCUUACCCAAGACAUCCAGUUCCAGUUCAGAUUUCAGCGCCAGUUCAAGUUCCAGCACCAGUUCCAAUUCCAGCUCCAGUUGGCGGAUAUCAAAAAUUGGGACACGUUGGAUACGGUUAUGCACCAGUUCGACAUCUGCCAGUUGUACCUGCGCCAGUUCAACAUUCGGUCCCAAUUGGUCUACCUCAGGCCCAGGUGCAUCCAAAUGCCUACGCCCAUUCAGGCUAUUCAGGUGCCCAAGCCAACUACGGAUCAUCUUACGUCGUAGCACCAAGUGUCACUUUUUCUCAAAAUACUCCAAAACAGAUUGCUCCCGUUCAAGUUUCCAAUGCCGUCAGAAUUCCGUACGCAUAUCCAGCUAUUAACAAACCCCAGCUUGUUCCUCAUCCUGCUGAAGUGAAUCACGGCUGGUAGUGGAAGAAUCUAGAAAUUUGUGAAUCGCCUAAGCAGAUUUUUCAGUUUCGCGAACCGGGGUUAAGGGGACAAGAAAUGGAGAGCUGGACAUACAAAAUUUUGAGUUUUGGUUUCUUUGAAUGAAAAAAGGUGCUCCACUUUACCCCACAUGUCCCGAUUUGCCCCGUUUUAUGAGAAAUAAUCUUAUAUACAGUAAAAUCCAUAUUUAGCCCAGUGAUCUGUAAUUACCCCGAUUAGUGGUAGUUUUUCCAUCUCUCGUUGGUUCUAUUUCUAUAUAUAUAUAUUAAAUAAUUAAAAACUAUAUUAUAUUCAAUAA
Messenger RNA from Belonocnema kinseyi, 961 nucleotides. RefSeq lists its product as uncharacterized. NCBI's taxonomy places the organism in Eukaryota, Metazoa, Arthropoda, Insecta, Hymenoptera, Cynipidae. The record is from RefSeq and is a predicted model, not a curated record. The coding region runs from base 49 to 645 and encodes 198 amino acids. The transcript has 2 exons.